Messenger RNA from Porites evermanni, 627 nucleotides. The record is from the annotation of a GenBank genome assembly. Lineage: Eukaryota; Metazoa; Cnidaria; Anthozoa; Scleractinia; Poritidae.
AUGACAACCGAUUUGCCGAAUUGCUCCACAAGCCAAAAUGAAAACCAACAGACAACAGAUAAUGGAGCAGACUCGGGAUCAGAAAAUUCUUUAUUUGCUGAACUGAAAGACAUAAAAUACAACCUGACGGUAUUAAAGAAGCAGGUCGAUGAUAACACAAGUUCUUUAUCAAGAUAUCCACAAAAUCAAGAAAAUAUUAGCAACAAAGAGCUUAUGAAACAGAAAGGGAGGUGUGAGAAGCUACAGGCGUCAAUAUGCAACAAAGAUAAAGAAAUUAAUGCACUGAAAAUGAAAAUUGUGUCUCUUGAGACCCGUGUAGAACCCGCAGAACAGGAAAACGACUCCCUAAAAUUAGCAUUAAAGCUUAUUAUGCAGGAAAUGAGCGUAGGAGAGCGUCAACAACAGAGGAAUCAGAGUUACGAGGUAACUGCCCCUCAAGGAAAUUCAAAGAGUGAUAAUGCCCAGUCUAAUGAGAGCUCUAAUUCUGAAAACGAAUGGCAAACCGUUGAUGCGAAAAAGAGAAAGAAAAAGAACAAAACACGGAGAAAGAAGAUCAUGAAGCACAGUCCAACGCCCAUGAUGACACGGAAAAUUCCACGCCAGCAAACGAAAGUACAACCUUGUUGA